GAGUUGGCAUAUUCAAACUUAAAUUUUAAGCCCAUCAAAAAACCACUUUUUUUCGGAUUCUCAUAAAUUUAGCAUAACAUUUCGAGUGGCCGCUGGCCAUGAGAAUAUCAUCGGUACGUCUACCAAGCGCGAGUGGUAGAAGUUCGUUCGCAUUUUCUAUGCUAGGAGUCAAAAGACGCUCGGGAGUGCUCAGUUUCGGACACAGCAAGAUCCAGGAAAACAUGACGCUUGAACUGGUUUCCACUGCCAAGAGCUUCGAGGGAGAGCAGCGCGUGUAUCGCCACCGUUCCAGCACCUUGGACUGCGAAAUGACCUUUGGCGUCUUCCUGCCGCCGGCAGCUCUCGAGGAGAAGAGUCCGUGCCCGGUGCUAUUCUUCCUCAGCGGCUUGACCUGCAGCCACGAAAACUUCAUCCAGAAGAGCGGCUUCCAGCAGCACGCCGCACGGCACAACCUGAUCGUCGUGAAUCCAGACACCUCGCCGCGCGGCGUGGACAUAGCUGGCCAGGAUGAUAGCUACGAUUUUGGCAGCGGAGCGGGAUUCUAUGUGGAUGCCAAGCAGGAGCCGUGGUCCAAGCACUACAAGAUGUACAGCUAUGUCACCCAGGAGCUGGUAGAUGUGGUGAACGCCAAUUUCCCCGUGGUACCAGGACGUCGAGGUAUCUUUGGGCACAGCAUGGGCGGCCAUGGCGCGUUGAUUUGUGCCUUGAAGAACCCCGGCUUGUACCAAUCAGUGUCGGCGUUUGCCCCAAUCGCCAAUCCCACUGAAUGCCCGUGGGGACAGAAGGCAUUCGCCGGCUACAUUGGAUCGAAUCCCGAUGACUGGGCCCAGUGGGACGCCACUCUACUGGUGUCGCACUACGAGAGCACGCCGCAGGAGCUCUUCAUCGACCAGGGUGCGUCGGACAACUUCCUUCAGGCGAAGCAACUACUGCCGGAGAAUCUCCUGACCGCCGCCGACGGAAACGAACACAUCCAGACCAUCUACAAGCAGCGCGCGGGCUAUGACCACAGCUACUUCUUCAUCGCCACCUUCAUUGCCGAGCACAUCUCCUACCACGCCAAACUGCUGACCGCCACAUGAGUCCGUUAGGAGAUUUGUGCCUCUGUUGCUUGUAAUUUUGAAUCGCUUUGUACUUUUGCUAAGCCCCCAAAUUCGGAAAUAAAUCAAAAGUACAGUACGGUACAGUGUCAAUCGCCGCAUAGUUUGUCGAAAUCGAGGGAAAUGUAUAUUGCACACAUGGAUCAAUAUUUCAAAAAUUCAUUCAUCAAUUGUAUCAUAUUCGAGACUCCCAAUACCAAAUCGCAAGCCAAUGUAAAUUUUCUCGCAAAAUGUAAAGUAAAAUAUGUUUUUAAAACGAAA
Messenger RNA from Drosophila kikkawai, 1361 nucleotides. RefSeq names its product S-formylglutathione hydrolase. Gene Ontology annotation, biological process: formaldehyde catabolic process. Gene Ontology annotation, molecular function: S-formylglutathione hydrolase activity. Gene Ontology annotation, cellular component: cytosol. The record is from RefSeq and is a predicted model, not a curated record. NCBI's taxonomy places the organism in Eukaryota, Metazoa, Arthropoda, Insecta, Diptera, Drosophilidae.